AAAAACAAAAGUGAAAGUAAGAACUGUUAUCUUCAUAAUUUGUGUGUCUAUCCACCAAAUAGAAAUAUUUGAGAUACGAAAAGAUAAAAAAAGAACUUGUAGUAAAUACAGUCAGGUGUGGAAACCUUUGUUAAGCCAUGGAAAAUAUGGAUUGGUCUACAUCUCAGUACAAGUCAGAGUCAUUAGCCGCAGAAGCUUUAGCAGCCGAUAUGGAUAGAUGGAUAACUUACAGACAGAGACACCAGCCUUAUGAAAUAUUUGAACAAUGGUUAAAUAAAAACUUACCAUCAUGCCAUUACAGAUCAAAGGGAGUUGGUUGGAUAUGUGUCAGGGGAAACCAAGUUGAAAAAGUGGAAGGAUUGGGUGACCUCAGAGGAUUACAUCAAAUGUGGGAGGAAAUUCAGAAAUCUAACAGACCCAUCAAUGUGGAGACAAUUUCUGAUUUAGCCAGAAUAUUUAAAGUUACACAUGGGAAAUGGCUGUUCCAUGUUGAUUCUGGUGCAAAAGCUGACCAUUUAUGGAGUAUUGUUGCUAAGGCUAUUGUUAAGGGGGAAAUUCCUUGUGAAAGUGCCAAGGUUUCUCCAUAUGAUGACUGUGCUGAAAACAACGACAAGUUUGAACAUGUAGUUUGUGUAUAUAAUGAUAAUUAUUUGAAUGAGGAGGAAGUUAUGGACUGUGAACAUGGACUAAGAAAAAUUGGUAUAAAAUGUCCACUGAUGUAUAAGCCAGAUGUUUACACCUAUUUAGGAGUUUAUCGUAAUAAUCCAUGGGAUCUACGACCCACAGUGUAUCGUAGUGAAUAUGAUGUCAUAUCUGGAAAAUCCAAAAUUGACUUUUCUAGUGCACCAGGUCACAGAUAAAUGUAGAUCAAAUUAUUAGCUUUACUGAAGAAAAUACAAUAGUCCCUACAUCGUCUUUAAUAGAGGCCGUUUUUACUUAGAUCCUUAUGUACAUCAUUUAACAUUUGUCAUAGAUGUCCUCCAUAAACUUUUUCAAAGGGAUAUUCCAGUACUAAUUAUUUUCAUCAUCUGUCAAAAUCAUGAGGUCUCCUUACAGCAGUUGUCUUUAAGGAGGAUACUUUCCCAUUUUAGAGUGUUUGGAUAUUAACUUGAAAAUUAUAGUAGAUAUAUAAGAAGAAAACAUUUCACAGCAAUAUAAGAUCUAUAAAAAUAUUAAUGUCAA
This is a messenger RNA of Mytilus californianus (California mussel), 1182 nucleotides long. Its product is annotated as UPF0696 protein C11orf68 homolog. NCBI's taxonomy places the organism in Eukaryota, Metazoa, Mollusca, Bivalvia, Mytilida, Mytilidae. The record is from RefSeq and is a predicted model, not a curated record. The coding region runs from base 138 to 860 and encodes 240 amino acids. The transcript has 4 exons.